AUGGAACCUCAAGAAGUAAGCAUUCUUUUACUGGGCGAUGCCGACGUUGGCAAGACCACCUUUCUCUCCCGCCUAGCUCUGGGUCCAAACAACAACAAAUCCCCCCUACCUGCUNNUUUACGAGAUCUCGAUCAACCAUUCACUUUUGAGCUGCGUGGCCGCACGCGACCCUACACUUUAGAGUUUUACGACACAUCAUCUCCCACGUCUUACACUUUACUACGACCCAACUUGAUCCUCCUAUGCUUCUCGAUCACCUCCCGGGACUCUUUGAACUCUCUCAAAGGCCAAUGGAAGAACAUUGUAGAAACGCACUUCAACUAUGACGAAAGCAUUCCUGUCAUUGUGCUUGGCCUGCAGAGAGACUUGCGCAGAGACAAUGUCGAGGGUAUGGUGUUUCCACAGGAAGCAUUGAGGGUUGCGGCCGAGAUGAGGUGUGAUCGGUAUUGCGAGUGUAGUGCUGUGACAGGCGAGCUCUGUGCUGAGGUUUGGGAGGAUAUCGUCAAGACAGCCGUAGCGACGACUACGGACAAGGGCGGAAAGUCUGAUCCGCCGCCUUGUAUACUAAUGUAA
Aureobasidium musti is the source of this 573-nucleotide messenger RNA. Lineage: Eukaryota; Fungi; Ascomycota; Dothideomycetes; Dothideales; Saccotheciaceae. The record is from the annotation of a GenBank genome assembly.